Molecule: messenger RNA, 1680 nt
Organism: Cyphellophora attinorum
Lineage: Eukaryota; Fungi; Ascomycota; Eurotiomycetes; Chaetothyriales; Cyphellophoraceae
Product: Allantoin permease
Exons: 7
Coding region: 1-1680 (559 amino acids)
Biological process (GO): nucleobase transport; transmembrane transport
Cellular component (GO): plasma membrane
Molecular function (GO): nucleobase transmembrane transporter activity
Source: RefSeq, a predicted model, not a curated record
AUGGGUGCAUCUUCCAUACUCCGCAAACUGGAGGUCGACAGGGAAGGUAUCAGCGAAGAGCAUUCGCUACUUGUUAACCACGACCUGUUACCAGUGCCGCCCGAGAAUCGCACCUGGACAAAGUGGACCUACUCUCUCUUCUGGUUUGGCGAAUGUUUCAGUGUGACCUCAUGGACCGUCGCAGCAACUGGGGUGACCAACGGGUUGUCGUGGUGGGAAGCAUGGAUCUGUGUCAUACUUGGGCAUUUGAUCGCAGGCAUUCCAAUGAUCAUGACCGGUCGUGGUGGUGCCGUCUAUCAUGUCCCAUUCCCAGUCCUGGCCCGGUCCAGCUUCGGCGUCUUCGGAGCAUACUGGCCGGUGUUCAACCGUGAAGCUAUGACCAUCAUCUGGUGUGGUGUGCAGAUGGUGCAGACCGGCAAUUGCGUCUAUACCAUGAUUCUUUCCUGGACCAAAGGGAUCUCCAAAGUCAACAACCCCUUCCCCAGUGAUGUGUCCAUGACGGGUGGUCGACUCAUCGGCUUCGUGAUUGCUUGGGUUAUCCUGAUGGGUUGCACUUUCGUGCCCGUCCACAAAUUCCGGAAGGUCAUAUAUGUCAAAUCUGUCGUAACGACCAUUUGCCUGUUGGCCUUCUUUGGCUGGUCCCUCGGAAGAGCUGGUGGCGUUGGCAACAUUGUCAAGCAGGGUGCUCAAAUACCGAAGGGCAAAUCCCACGGCUGGGUUUUCAUUCAGCAGCUAUUCAUUCAAGCUGCCAAUGUUGUGACUUUCGUCGCCAACAACGCGGAUCUCAGUCGUUAUGCUCGGCGACCAAUUGAUGCUCUGUGGACUCAACUCAUCGGGUUCACGGUAUCCUUUGGAUUUAUCGCCUUCUUCGGUAUCAUGAUCACAUCCGCCUCUGCAAUCACUACAUCGACUGGAAAGAUCAACUGGGACCCAAUGGGAAUUCUGGCUGCAUAUCUUGCAGACUACUCGUCGGCUAAUCGCGCGGGUGUCUUCUUCAUUGCUGCCGGCUUCUCGUUCGCGCAGAUUGUUACGGUCAUUGUCGCAAAUCUCAUACAGUCCGGCAACGAUGCGGCUGCGCUAGCUCCAAGAUAUAUCAGCAUUCGUCGAGGCAUGAUCAUUGCCCUGGUUCUCGGCUUCGCGAUCACGCCAUGGAACUUGACCAAAAGCUCAUUCUCGUUCACCUCGUAUCUCUCCGCAUACUCUAUCUUCAUCGCCUCGAUCUGCGGCGUCAUCAUCGGAGAUUACUUCCUGGUGCGAAAAGGCUAUAUCGAUCUUCCUUCACUAUUCAACUCGCGCGAAGGUGGUCUGUACUACUUCAAAUUCGGCUUCAACUGGCGUGGCUACCUAGCCUACAUCAUUGGCAUGAUACCAGCCAUUCCAGGGUUCUUGCACACUUGUGGCGUCAAAAGUGUCAGCAAGGGCGGUCAAUAUCUCGGCUAUUUUGGAUUCCCGCUCGGGGUUUUCCUGGGUGCUGUUGCGUACUGGGGACUCUGUCUCCUGUCGCCCGUUCCCGGCGGCAAUGCUACCACCUGGCACGAAGUCGAGCCGAUAGGCACCGGAAUCACAGGCGAGGAGACACUUGAGUAUAUGGAUGGUGUCAGUCGAGAGUAUACCAAAGACUCUGACAAUGCUGACCACAAGUCGGCCGAUGCCUCAGAGAAAGUGGUAUCAGGUGUUUGA